Molecule: messenger RNA, 3352 nt
Organism: Clupea harengus (Atlantic herring)
Lineage: Eukaryota; Metazoa; Chordata; Actinopteri; Clupeiformes; Clupeidae
Gene: rgs8
Product: regulator of G protein signaling 8
Exons: 5
Coding region: 1054-1578 (174 amino acids)
Source: RefSeq, a predicted model, not a curated record
UCUUGCAUUGGGCUGCUUCAGUGGGAAGCCUUAUACGCCUGCUAAACACUGACGUGGGUUACCAUUCUGUGAGUAAUAUAUUGUAUUGUGCUCAGUUCCUUUCCCUUUUAAUAGCCUCUUGACAACACAAUUGAUGCUAAGGCAUGAUGGGAAAUUCACUAAGGCCACAGCAAAUGCCUUUGGUGUGAAAGGUGAGUCAGGGUUCGCCUACACCAACUUUUAAUCAGUGAAUGCCAAAGGGCAACAUAGCAAUUGAUGGAAGCGUAAAACUCCUAGAGAAAAAGAAAAAAAAAAAAGAUAAAAGAUUUAUUCUGCAACAUCCGCUCCAUAUGGUCAGACUGAGGAGGACAGUUGAAUCACGUGUGAGCAUGUGUGAGUUGUGGCCGCAGAAUUAGAGAGCAUGUUCUCGGGGGGGGGAAUUAGAGCUCGGCAGAGACGCAGUUAAGCCGUGCAGUGGGCUCCCUCCUCCAGCCACGGCUCUUCCUGCACUGAUGCCAAGACCCAAAUGAGGCCAGCGUGUCCUUAUCCGUGUCCCUGAGAUAAGGGCCAUCCCAGCACCAGCUGGAGGAGAGCAGGAUAAAAGAGAGGCUUUGGUGAUUCACUCAUUCAUUUGUGUCCCCCUUCACCAACCCACCUCUCCCUACAUUCACCCCAAGCACACCUGCAAAGCAGCCCCAUUGUCAUCCCCUUUUGCAGGUGAUUUCACACAAUGCGAGCCGUAGCAUUUCCAUAUUAGCCGCUGCUUUUGGGACGCGGCGAGAGAAAUCGCGUGCUGGUUAAGCAUCUCCGCUUCCCUGCUGCUCGCCCCCCUCUCUCCCUCUCUCUCUCUCGCUCCCUCUCUAUCCCACGCUCCCUCACACCAUCACACCGAUGUAAGCGACGUGUGAUUCCUAGUCCUGGGCAACAGUAGAUAGCUCCACACUGGGAGGAGAGCCGUCUAAGCCGCCGCGCCGCCGGUAGAACAGCAGCCUCUGCCUCCUGCUCCCAGAAACAUCUUCCCCGAGAGCCGCUUGCACCUGGUCCCCGGGCUGUACGCGCUGAAGAGUACUCACCAUGAAAACCAGGCUAGGCUGCCUAUCCAUUAAGUCUGACUCCUAUAAUGACUUCUCUGAAUUCCUGCCACCUGCACAGGCCGGGCCUGCUAAAUGCAUAAAGUUAUCAACGGAGGAAGUCACGCGAUGGGCUGAUUCAUUUGACAUUCUCCUGUCCGACAAGUGUGGCUUAACGGCCUUCAGAACAUUUCUUAAAUCGGAGUUCAGCGAUGAGAACAUUGAGUUCUGGAUGGCAUGUGAAGACUACAAAAAGAUCAAAUCACCUGCAAAACUGAUGUCAAAAGCUGAGAAGAUUUACAAGGAGUACAUUGAUGUCCAGGCACCGAGAGAGAUAAAUAUUGACUUCAGGACCAGAGAGGAGACCAAGCAAGGUCUUCAAGAGCCAACUCCCACCAGCCUCAAUCUCGUGCAAGCCAGAGUGUACAGCCUGAUGGAGAAAGACUCCUAUCCCCGCUUUCUAAGAUCCAAAUUCUAUCAGGACUUGCUUAACAAGACUCAUCUACACUGUCAAAGGAAGUCAGUUUGAGGAAGCGCUACAAGGUUAUCUUGGAUAUCAUUGAACGACAACCUUCAGCAUUCACAUACCACGUUACGUUUUUGGUUCACCAUACUGGAACCCUGUCAAGUCUGGUUUAGAGAAGAAACAUUACAACUUUACACUGUACCCUUUAGCGAUCCUUAUGUGAACAACACAUGAAUGUUUGGAUGGUUUCACAUGUAGAGUAGACCAGCUCCAUUAGAUCUAACUGUUUAUGUUAAAGGUUAAGUGUGACCAAAAUCUGUGGUUUUUGUUAAAUUAGUAGCUUAUAUUGGUUAGCUUUUCACAGUAUAGUCAAAUGUAAUGAUGGUUUUGCCUUAUAUUUUUAAGUAGCUCCGAGCACAAUGAAAGAGCUUGGAAGAGGGUGACUGGACAGAAUUUUUGUCAUUCCCUUCAAACUGGUACGCACAGAUUUCAGUGAAUGACACACCUGAACUCUGGUGAGGUGAUGUGGACCUAGCUUUUUGUGGACCUUACCUUAUUCUUUGCGUUACCAAAAAAACAAAAUUUAAUUACAUACUACCGUCUUCAUAUUCACACCUACAUUGUACAUUGUCUAGCCUACUCUUGCUUGAUAAAUGAAUAAUACAAAACACAACCUCUGCAGGUUAUUUUAUCACUGAUAGCGGGAAGGCUAAUUUCUCAUUAUGAUAAAUGGGGAAAACAAGCUCAUUCGGGAACUGGGGGUAGCUUGUUUAUGUUCCAGUACUCUAGUUGGUUUCCCUGUUAUUUUCCCACUUAUCUGGAGAUCUAAAACGACAUAUUGAGCACUUCCGUUUUUCAGGGUUACAUGUGACUGCUUAGUUCUUUGUUUACGUAUUUGUUUGUGUGGCUUAACGGCCUUCAGAACCAUAAGCCUAUAAAAAUGGUAUAAUCAGCCACGAAUCAGCAAAGUAAGCAAGUAGGAUAGGCAACAAUCCACCUAUUGCAUACCAGUCAGCCUGUUACAUAGGUGUAUUUUGAUCAAACGUAAAAUGAGAAACUAUGGCCUCAUUAAAACCCUUUACCAUCACAUUUUACACAAGUCACAGAAUAUUUACAAUUUUUAAUGUUGCAGUUCACAAUCAUUCACUUUUGUGUAUACCCACCCAGUACAGCUGCUAGUUCAUUGUCAAGUACAUUAUCUAAAUGUAAUGUCACCUGUGUUGGUUAGCAUAGUCACACACUAAUGUCAGAACUGAGAGCUUAACUAUGAAAAGGCACUGAGGAGCUCUGUGAACCUGCAACCGCUCUGCAACACGUACACCUCUUUCUCAAUCCUCAAUGGAAUCUGCACUGCGCCUGACCAUGGGAUCUUGUACAAACACAAUCACUGAGGGGUACAAUGUUGAUCAAUCAGAUUCAUUUUAUAAGACUAACAUUAUUUAAAUUGCUUAAUUAUCAUAAUGGCAAAAGUUUUUUUAAUAUUGUAUUUAGUUUUGAUGUCAUUAUCAUUCCUAUUCACAGCCAUGACUUCAUCUUGUCAGAAUUCUUGUAAAUCAAUCAUUUUGCACAGUAAUCUGACCAAUCAGUGCAAAUGUAUGGGACGAUUUAGGAUAUUAAUGUUAAUAGAGCAUCUUGACAAGCAUAUAUGUACAUGCAUGGGUUAUGUGCAAUGGUAUCCGAUGAAGGACUUGACUAAGGUGCAUUCAGGUCCAUGAAUGUAGAUAUUAUCAUCUGGUGUGUAUGUCCAUGUGGGUUCUUGGUGGUAUGUUUAAAUGCUAGUCAGAUGUAAAUAUCAUUGCUUUAAAAUUAUUACUAAUAAAGACUUUGGAGACAUUUA